Ambispora gerdemannii is the source of this 300-nucleotide messenger RNA. The record is from the annotation of a GenBank genome assembly. Lineage: Eukaryota; Fungi; Glomeromycota; Glomeromycetes; Archaeosporales; Ambisporaceae.
AUGGAAAAUUCUAGUGCUAUCCCUGAACAAAUAAACUUACAAACUGAGGAUGUUUUGGCAUCAGAUAUAUCUGAUAACACUUCAAAUUUUGAUGAUAUUCUCAUGAAAGAAAUUUCAUCACUUAAUGAGAGUCAAUCUGAUAAGGAGAAAGUUAUUACUCCUGAUCCUAUAACCAGAAUAGAACAUAGCUCAACCCAAGUUCAAAAAACUAAAUCAUCUACAAUCUCUUUGUCACAAAAUAUUGUUAAUGAUGAUAUGGAUGAGAUCCUUGAUUUUGUAGAAAUAAAACAUAAAGAACAU